AUGAGUUCAGCACAAUCACGUCUCAGUUCGGUCAUGGGCCACCUAGGCUCGCCUGCUGAUGGAAAAGCUAGGCUCUUGCAGAAGAAUCUGGACGACAUAGUUAUCACCCUUGCCAUCCGCACUCCUCUCACAAAGGCCCGCAAAGGAGGCUUGAAGGACACACCAAUUGACGACCUGCUUAUAGCUAUCCUAACUCAAGUUCGUGAAAAAUCAAAGUUAGACCCAAGCCUCGUUGAGGAUGUCUGUGUUGGCAACUGCCUUGGUAGCGGUCAAGCCUAUGUUGCCCGCUCAGCCGUCCUGGCUGCGGGGUUCCCUAUCACCACCGCUGCUUCAAUAGUCAACCGCUUCUGUUCAUCUGGCCUUCUUGCCAUCCAAGGUAUCGCCAAUCAGAUCUCGGCCGGAUCUAUCGAUGUUGGUGUUGCCGUUGGUGCUGAGUCCAUGUCCACAACUCCAGAUGGUGGCGCACCAAAGAUGAGCGAUAAGAUCAUGAAUCACCCAAUUGCAUCGCAGAACCAGAUGUCUAUGGGGUAUACUUCUGAGGAAGUUGCUGGCCAAUUUGAUGUUAGCCGCCAGGCGAUGGAUCAGUUUGCGGCCGAGUCAUAUCAAAAGGCCGAGAAAGCACAGAAGGAGGGUUGGUUCGACGACGAGAUCACUCCCAUCGUUGUCACAAUAAAGGAUCCAAAGACCGGAGAGGCAAAGCAAGUCACCGUCAGCAAGGACGAUGGUAUUCGAUAUGGCACCACGGCUGAAUCCCUAGGCAAAAUCCGCAACGCGUUCCCCCAGUGGAAACCAAGUCGUACCACCGGCGGUAACGCCUCUCAAAUAACUGAUGGUGCGGCUGCUGUUCUCCUGAUGAAGCGCUCGCGCGCAAUAGAGCUCGGUCAACCGAUAGUUGGAAAGUUCGCCGGCUCUACAGUUGUUGGUCUUGAACCAAGGAUUAUGGGUAUCGGCCCAAGUUAUGCCAUUCCAAAGAUUUUGGGCAAGGUUGGGCUGGCCAAGGAGGAUAUCGACGUCUUUGAAAUCAAUGAGGCUUUCGCAUCUAUGGGUGUUUAUUGUGUGGAGAAAUUAGCUCUGGAUAAGAAAAAGGUUAACCCACGAGGUGGUGCUAUUGCCUUGGGUCAUCCUCUUGGCUGCACCGGUACUCGUCAAGUGGUGACUGCGUUGUCGGAGUUAAGGAGGCAGGAUAAGAGAAUUGCGGUUACAUCUAUGUGUGUCGGGACUGGGAUGGGUAUGGCUGGAAUCUUCGUUUCGGAACAUUAA
Molecule: messenger RNA, 1260 nt
Organism: Pseudogymnoascus verrucosus
Lineage: Eukaryota; Fungi; Ascomycota; Leotiomycetes; Thelebolales; Thelebolaceae
Exons: 2
Coding region: 1-1260 (419 amino acids)
Biological process (GO): fatty acid beta-oxidation; phenylacetate catabolic process
Cellular component (GO): peroxisome
Molecular function (GO): acetyl-CoA C-acyltransferase activity
Source: RefSeq, a predicted model, not a curated record